GAAUGUCCCCUGGAACAUAAAUCAUCAGAAUGUCAGAACAUGUACACAUCACGUACUGUUUCUUGCUGGUCGACAGCAGUGUAGGUCAGUGCUGGUUUGGUCUGCAGAUCUGAUUGCAAUAACAAAGAAGUGUCUGUCUGGAAACCGUUUAUCUGCUUUCUAUUCACGAGUCUGUUUGAGCUGCUCUCAUCUCGUUUGUGUUUGAGUUUCCUCCUCUCACGCCUGCAGCAGCUUUCACCAGGUGAUAAAGUCAGAUUAACUGGCCUUUUCUGAUUAAAUUACCCUUAAAAAGGAGCAGGAUCUUCAGAGCCUCACAGCAUCUCUGAAGCUCUGCCGUUCUCCUUCAUCCGAGCAGUCUGAGGAACCGACUUUCAGACCAGCGAGAACGAGGAUGUCUGCUUCAGUCCUUCACUCCUCGCAGUUCACUGUGAUUUUGGGGUUGAUGCUCCUGAUGCUCUUCUCACUCAGCAAUCAGAAGACUGUGAAAAACACUAAAGACAGCAGCGAUCUGAACAAGAGAGUUCGCGAAGUCUCCCCGGAAAAAUCCGAGCCCGUUCAUCACCGCGUUCGGCGUGGCGGUAACAAGAAGCAGAACUAUUACAUCACCCCUCCAUCCUCCACCACUGACAGUGGAGCCAAACUGAAAUGGCAAAAAUGGGAAGGUUCUCUGCCCGAAUUUGCUAUUUCAAUCCUCAACAAAGACAAGCCACGUAAAGAGUAUUUUUGCAGACUCGCUGAGUCUCCAUGCAAAGCUGGGUUUUACACUCCAGGUGAAGGUGCAUUCUGUCACUAUGCUAAUGGAAAAAACAAGGAAAAAUCUGCUUCCUUUGAAAUUCUUGUUAAUGAAGACAAUUUUGAAGAUGUUAAAUGGGAAACUUUUUCCAUUUUCAGUUUGCCUAAAAAUCCAGUAAGGAUUUGUGAGAACGAUAACUUGUAUGUAGGUUUGACCGAUAGUGGUAUCCUGGUGGUGCAUCCUGAUGAGAAGUGUUUUCCUGUGAUCACUGGUUGUGCAGCUCUGGUUGUUAAAUUUGAUGAUGUGGUUGGCCAGGAAAUCUCUAAUGUCCAGUACAGCAAUGAAAAGAAAACAAGUGAAAACCUUCAGCCAGAAAUCUUAGUUGAAACUGCUGUUUCCAAUACGGCCUCAAGUGAAAUCAAUAAGAAAGUUGAACUCUCAAAGAAAACCACCAAGACGGAAACAUGGAGCGUCUCUGGUACUCUCACUCUGGGUGUGGAAACAAAGUUUAAAGCAGGACUCCCCAAGAUUGUAUCAGGAGAAGUUCAGGUCACCGGUCAGGUCUCUUUGCAGCUUUCACAUGAAAGUUCGAAGACAGAGGAGAUCAGCCACUCUGUUACUUUAGAAGUUCCAGUUCCACCAAAACGACAGUGUACGGUUGUGAUGGAGGGUUAUCGAGUUAAAGAGAACAUCCCCUUCACUGCAGACCUCACCCGAACAUACAAAAACAAUAAUAAAAAAACUGUGCGCAUCAUAGGGACGUACAAAGGCAACUAUGUUGUAAAAACUAAGGCUGAAGUGAGAGAGUGUUCACUGAAAGAAGUUCAAGGCUAAAAUAGUCAAAAGUCAAGUGGAUGUGGAACAAGACAAAACAUGAAAUUAAAUAGUCUUCAACUUAGAACAUGUUUCACCUAAAGACUUCUUUACUCGUCUGUUUUUCCAGCAGCAUUCUAAAGCAGCUGUGCUUUGCCAAAUGAAUGAAUAUCAAGUUCUUGAGUUUGUGAACGACAAACAUCUAAUGAUUAACAGGUUCUAUUCUGGACACUGAAGUUUUAUGGUGCAUUCACACCGGACGCAGCAGUUUCAGUGUUAAGUGAAUGUAAAUGUGUGAUUUGGGCAUCGGGAGAGCUCAUUAACCAAAUCAGCUUUGGGCAUGUGACGUUUUCAGUGACUACAUCAAAGGGUAGAAACAGAGAUUCAUUAUGGCCUCCCGCUGUGAGGAUUUUGGUCCUGAACUUUCAUCCAUUUUCUUAACCUGCUGAGACUGCAGGAUUGACAGACGCUGUCCCGGUUACUGUGUGGCGAAGGCAGGAUACACUCUGGACAGGUCGUCAGCCUGUCACAAAGCCACGGCAGAGAGAGGCGGCAGACGCAAACUUGACGUGCUUGCCGCGUUCGAUGUGAAUGUACCAUUACAUGUUGAAAACCAUCAUUGGUCCAAAAAUAAAGUUUUAUUGGGUUAAUAAACAAGUAAACAAAAACCUGUACUCCUGUCCAAGUCUUGCCGUAUUCUUCAGUGUAACUGUAGCUGGCCAUGCUUAUUUCUUCUGUAAUUUCCUCUGAUUUCUGAAGACAAAUAAAGUCAAU
Oryzias melastigma (Indian medaka) is the source of this 2320-nucleotide messenger RNA. Its product is annotated as natterin-3. The record is from RefSeq and is a predicted model, not a curated record. The transcript has 4 exons. NCBI's taxonomy places the organism in Eukaryota, Metazoa, Chordata, Actinopteri, Beloniformes, Adrianichthyidae. Bases 392 to 1567 code for a protein of 391 amino acids.